Phacochoerus africanus (Common warthog) is the source of this 3439-nucleotide messenger RNA. It is a transcript of the gene MCM2, whose product is annotated as minichromosome maintenance complex component 2. Gene Ontology annotation, biological process: mitotic DNA replication initiation; double-strand break repair via break-induced replication; DNA replication. Gene Ontology annotation, cellular component: MCM complex; nucleus. Lineage: Eukaryota; Metazoa; Chordata; Mammalia; Artiodactyla; Suidae. The transcript is spliced from 16 exons. Gene Ontology annotation, molecular function: single-stranded DNA helicase activity; single-stranded DNA binding; ATP binding. Bases 82 to 2793 code for a protein of 903 amino acids. The record is from RefSeq and is a predicted model, not a curated record.
CUUUCCCGGGCGCUGCGGUCACGUGGGCCGCUUUUCGCGCGAAAACUGGUUGUUCCCGGCGGAGCGGAGUGCGGUGCUGCAAUGGCGGAAUCAUCUGAGUCCUUCACGGUGGCGUCCAGCCCUGCCCCGCGUCGCCGAGGCAGUGAUCCUCUCACCUCCAGCCCUGGGCGAAGCUCUAGGCGCACGGAUGCCCUGACCUCCAGCCCCGGCCGAGACCUUCCUCCUUUUGAGGAUGAGUCAGAGGGACUGCUCGGCACGGAGGGACCCUUGGAGGAGGAGGAAGAGGAUGGAGAGGAGCUUAUCGGAGAUGGCAUGGAGAGGGACUACCGUGCCAUCCCGGAGCUCGAUGUCUAUGAGCCAGAGGGGCUGGCGCUGGACGACGAGGACGUGGAGGAGCUGACCGCCAGUCAGAGGGAGGCUGCCGAGCGGGCCAUGCGGCAGCGUGACCGGGAGGCGGGCCGGGGCCUGGGCCGCAUGCGCCGCGGGCUCUUGUACGACAGUGAUGAGGAGGAGGAGGAGCGCCCCAGCCGCAAGCGGCGCCAGGUGGAGCGGGCCACAGAGGACGGCGAGGAGGACGAGGAGAUGAUCGAGAGCAUCGAGAACCUGGAGGACCUGAAGGGCCACUCGGUGCGCGAGUGGGUGAGCAUGGCCGGCCCGCGGCUAGAGAUCCACCACCGCUUCAAGAACUUCCUGCGCACCCAUGUGGACGGCCAUGGCCACAAUGUCUUCAAGGAGCGCAUCAGCGACAUGUGCAAAGAGAACCGAGAGAGCUUGGUGGUGAACUAUGAGGACCUGGCAGCCAGGGAGCAUGUGUUGGCGUACUUCCUGCCCGAGGCACCCGCAGAGCUACUGCAGAUCUUCGACGAGGCUGCCCUGGAAGUGGUGCUGGCCAUGUACCCCAAGUACGACCGCAUUGCCAGCCACAUCCACGUGCGUAUCUCCCACCUGCCCCUGGUGGAGGAGCUGCGCUCGCUCAGGCAGCUGCACCUUAACCAGCUGAUCCGGACCAGCGGGGUGGUGACCAGUUGCACGGGCGUCCUGCCCCAGCUCAGCAUGGUCAAGUACAACUGCAACAAGUGUGGCUUCGUGCUGGGGCCUUUCUGCCAGUCCCAGAACCAGGAGGUGAAGCCGGGCUCCUGCCCUGAGUGCCAGUCAGCUGGCCCCUUUGAGGUCAACAUGGAAGAGACCAUCUACCAGAACUACCAGCGCAUCCGGAUUCAGGAGAGUCCUGGCAAGGUGGCAGCUGGCCGGCUGCCUCGCUCCAAGGACGCCAUCCUCCUGGCUGAUCUGGUGGACAGCUGCAAGCCAGGGGAUGAGAUUGAGCUGACUGGCAUCUACCACAACAACUACGAUGGGGCCCUCAACACCGCCAAUGGCUUCCCCGUCUUUGCCACUGUCAUCCUAGCCAACCAUGUGGCCAAGAAAGAUAACAAGGUCGCCGUGGGUGAGCUGACUGAUGAGGACAUGAAGAUGAUCACCAGCCUCUCCAAGGACCAGCAGAUCGGGGAGAAGAUCUUUGCCAGCAUCGCUCCUUCCAUCUAUGGGCAUGAAGACAUCAAGCGGGGCCUAGCGCUGGCUCUGUUUGGAGGGGAGCCCAAGAACCCAGGUGGCAAGCACAAGGUGCGAGGCGACAUCAACGUGCUCCUGUGUGGAGAUCCUGGCACAGCCAAGUCUCAGUUCCUCAAGUACAUCGAGAAGGUGUCCAGCAGAGCCAUCUUCACCACUGGCCAGGGGGCCUCAGCCGUAGGCCUCACGGCGUAUGUUCAGCGGCACCCUGUCAGCCGGGAGUGGACCCUGGAGGCCGGGGCCCUAGUGCUGGCAGACCGGGGAGUGUGUCUCAUCGAUGAAUUUGACAAGAUGAAUGACCAGGAUAGGACCAGCAUCCACGAGGCCAUGGAGCAGCAGAGCAUUUCCAUCUCCAAGGCCGGCAUUGUCACCUCCCUGCAGGCACGCUGUACCGUCAUUGCUGCCGCCAACCCCAUAGGUGGCCGCUAUGACCCCUCGCUCACCUUCUCAGAAAAUGUGGACCUCACAGAGCCCAUCAUUUCCCGCUUUGAUAUCCUGUGUGUGGUGAGGGACACAGUGGACCCAGUCCAGGAUGAGAUGCUGGCCCGUUUUGUGGUUGGCAGCCACGUCAGACACCACCCCAGCAACAAGGAGGAUGGGGGGCUGGGCGGCACCCCAGAGCCCUCCAUGCCCAACACGUAUGGCGUGGAGCCCCUGCCGCAGGAGGUCCUGAGGAAGUACAUCAUCUACGCCAAGGAGAAGGUCCACCCGAAGCUCAACCAGAUGGACCAGGACAAGGUGGCCAAGAUGUACAGUGACCUGAGGAAAGAGUCCAUGGCCACAGGCAGCAUCCCCAUCACAGUGCGGCACAUUGAGUCCAUGAUCCGCAUGGCUGAGGCCCACGCGCGCAUCCACCUGCGGGACUACGUGAUGGAGGACGACGUCAACAUGGCCAUCCGCGUGAUGCUGGAGAGCUUCGUGGACACACAGAAGUUCAGCGUCAUGCGCAGUAUGCGGAAGACCUUCGCCCGCUACCUGUCCUUCCGGCGGGACAACAAUGAGCUAUUGCUCUUCAUCCUGAAGCAGCUGGUCGCUGAGCAGGUGGCUUAUCAGCGCAGCCGCUUUGGGGCCCAGCAGGACACAAUUGAAGUGCCCGAGAAGGACUUGGUGGACAAGGCUCGUCAGAUCAACAUCCACAAUCUGUCUGCCUUUUACGACAGUGAGCUCUUCAGGAUGAACAAGUUCAGCCAUGAUCUGAAGCGGAAGGUGAUCCUUCAGCAGUUCUGAGCAACGGGGUUUCUGUGUGAUGCUGGCAGGUCUGCUCAGGAAACCAAGCCAGUCCUAGAGGGAAGGUGGUGUGGCUGGCCUGCAGCUGCAUGUUUCCUCACUCUCGAGUCCUGCUUGGUGAUUUCAUUUCCUCUGCUCUUGCCAUCUGGGUUACCACCUUUCCCAGAGCUGCUUUUUCAGCUGCCCGCCAGUGGCCCACCACCCACCUCCUUCUGUGGGGUGGCGUUGCAUGUGUUCAGGACACCCAGGGUCUGUUCUGGGAGAUGGGGUUCAUGAGGCAAUCUUGGCAUGACGUCUCUGUCCUGCUGCCUGUGCUGCCGUUGCCUGAAUGAAGAGCGAGGUCACUUUAUUUGCUGUGUGUUCUGAACUGGGUCCUGCGGUUCUCUAGGCUUUCCUGAGUAGAGGCAGUGUUUGGGUUCUUCACAGAGGGGACCCUGACUGGUCACAUAGCCCUGCAACCUUGGCUUCUGCCAGAGGGAAGGUUGGUUGGGGUCAGGGAUGAUGACUCGUGGUGGGGGUGAUCCCAGCAAGGCCCCUGUGUGGGGUAGUCUGUCCUCCUGCCUGGCCACUUCCCCAUGCUCUUGUUUGUACAUUCACUUCUCCUUCCUGUAGUUUUAGUUUUUAAUAAAAUGGAAUAAAAUCUAAA